AUGACGGAUUUGCUUCUGGAUCCAGCAAUCCGUACCUGGGUAUUCCUGCCGAUUGUGGUCAUAACUUUUAUGAUCGGCGUACUCCGUCACUAUGUCUCGCUUUUGCUUAUGAGCAAGAAAAAGGUGGAGUUGGAGAAUGUGGCUGAUGGUCAGUAUUUACUUCGUUCUCGGUUGUUACGGGAGAAUGGGCGAUUCCUGCCGAGAUCGUCCUUUAAUGCUAGGCGCAAUUUCCUUUCGGCUGAAGACCACGGCUAUUUGUCGAAAGCCAUGCAACGUCCAAGUAAAGGUCCAAAUCCGAUGGAUCCGAGUCAAAUGACGGAAAUGCUGAAAGGAAAUAUGAUGAACAUGAUCCCCAUGAUUGUUGUUGGAGGAUGGAUCAACUGGACAUUUUCGGGCUUUGUCACUACACGGGUUCCUUUUCCUUUGACUCUUAAGUUCAAGGCUAUGCUACAACGAGGAGUCGAUCUAGUUUCAUUGGAUUCGGCAUGGGUAUCAUCUGCCUCGUGGUACUUUCUCUGCAUGUUUGGCUUGAGGUCGAUCUACACAUUGGUGUUAGGUGAAGAAAAUGCGGCAGAUCAGUCAAAAGCUAUGGAGGAUCAAAUGAGUGGAGCAGCCAUGUCACCGCAGCAAGAUCCAAAAGCAGCUUUCAAAGCUGAAUGGGAGGCGCUCCAAAUGCAUCAACACCAGUUUGCGCUUUAA
Messenger RNA from Haemonchus placei, 699 nucleotides. Lineage: Eukaryota; Metazoa; Nematoda; Chromadorea; Rhabditida; Trichostrongylidae. The record is from the annotation of a GenBank genome assembly.